AUGCUGAAGCUCGGAAAUGAUCAUCUCACGAAAAGUGCGGUUGUUUCCCAAGAACUGCAAUUGGGUAUCCUCAGCCAUAGAGUUAGAGCUACGUCAAAAAAGGAAGAAGAAAGUGAACUUGAGGGAGAAGCUUCUUCUUCAACACAUAUACAAAGGAAAAGACCGGCUGAGGAAUCCUUUCCCACAAUAAUCACUCCUCCUCCAAAUCUUCGGGAUCGCACUCCCGUUCAACAUCCUCGUGUACAAAGUCAGUCUAAUACAGGGGAUGACGAUUUUGAUGAUUACAACGAAAGCGAGGAAGAAGAGGAAGUCAAUGAAAACGAAGAGACAUCAACCGAAGUUCAACUCAUUAUUUCAAAGAUGGAAAAUAUGGAGCCAUCUGCUGAAGAAAAACAGAAUACGGUGCGUCGAUCAAAAUGGGAAGAAGCAUCAAACCUCUAG
Molecule: messenger RNA, 441 nt
Organism: Acaulospora colombiana
Lineage: Eukaryota; Fungi; Glomeromycota; Glomeromycetes; Diversisporales; Acaulosporaceae
Source: the annotation of a GenBank genome assembly